AUGUUGUUCGGCUCGGCUCGUUACGUGCGCGAACGAGCUUUAACCGGACCGAACCGAGCCGAGUUCCGAACAGCUCGUUGGUUUAACAGCUCUAGCGUCAGUAUAAAUUUAACAUAUGCAGUGGCUCUUCCAUGCAGGAUAAACUUUCGGCCGGCCGUCUCCGUGGCUUCGCACAGUGGAGGCCUCGCUACGGGCCAAAAUUUCUUCUCUUUUUCUUUUUCUCUCUCCGCGUCACCAUCUCUUCCUUUUCUUCCACCAAGUUUGCUCUGUUGGUCUGCGCCAAACUUCUCCAAUCUCCUUCAAACUCGAAAUUUUUCUGGUAAAGCUUGCGGAUCGUCGUUUCUGUCGGGUUUUCUUCAUAUUGAUGCAUACCCUCCAAAUGCCAAUCAGGGUUUUGACAUUCCAUUUGCAGUAGUACACUUCUCUGGUUUCUUUGCAAACAUGAGCUUCGCUGAUAAUUCCUUACAAGUACCCUUAUUGUCCAAAUUGCAGGAAGAGAUCUCUGUUCUCUCUUGCACGGAAGUACUACUAGUGCCUUUGACAACUCCCGAUUUUAGUAUGCCUUACAAUGUGAUAACAAUAACAUGCACAGUUUUUGCUUUGUACUUUGGAUCGCUGCUCAAUGCCCUAUGGAGACGUGUUGGUGAGGAAGAAAGACUUCUAAGAGGAAAAGGAAAGAAGGCUGGGCCACUGACUUUGAUGUUGUCAAAACUUUUUGCCAAGCUGCAAGGGAAGCCAUGGGAGCCACCAAAACCGUCGCAAUCACCACCUUCAAAAUAAGGUGCAUGCAGGCUAAUGAAUGAACAACUGUGGAGGUAUGUAAUUAUGAAAGGAAUGGAGCUGCAGGACAAUGUUUACUGAGGAACUUUGAUUGUCAUUGAUAUGUUGUAUCACAAUAAAUUGUAGUAGGACUUGACAAUUGAGAAAAAAUGACCUAUUUUUAUAUUGAAUUAAAACACUGCAGGAACAAUACAGAUUUUAAAUGGUGGAAUGUAUAUAUAUAUAUAUAUAUAUAUAUAUUUGUUUCAAUGGCAAUAAACAUGUGCAUGCAUAUA
This is a messenger RNA of Andrographis paniculata, 1055 nucleotides long. RefSeq lists its product as uncharacterized. Lineage: Eukaryota; Viridiplantae; Streptophyta; Magnoliopsida; Lamiales; Acanthaceae. Gene Ontology annotation, cellular component: GPI-anchor transamidase complex. The record is from RefSeq and is a predicted model, not a curated record. The transcript has 5 exons. Bases 1 to 780 code for a protein of 259 amino acids. Gene Ontology annotation, biological process: attachment of GPI anchor to protein.